UGUUUACGCGCGGCGGAGAGGCGAGCGGCCGUCCUUCCUGCAGCGGCUCCCCGACCCCAGCCGUCACCAUGUCGGGCUCCAGCAGCGCCAUGAUGAAGCAGCCCCCGAUCCAGUCCACGGCGGGGGCCGUGCCCGUCCGCAACGAGAAGGGGGAGAUUUCCAUGGAGAAGGUGAAGGUGAAGCGAUACGUGUCGGGGAAGCGCCCCGACUAUGCGCCCAUGGAGUCCUCCGAUGAGGAAGACGAGGAGUUCCAGUUCAUCAAGAAGGCCAAGGAGCAGGAGCUGGAGCCCGAGGAGCAGGAGGAGGACCUGGCCAGCGACCCCCGGCUGCGCCGCCUGCAGAACCGCGUCAGCGAGGACGUGGAAGAGAGGCUGGCGAGGCACCGCAAGAUUGUGGAGCCAGAAGUGGUGGGGGAGAGUGAUUCUGAAGUGGAGGGCGAAGCCUGGCACGUGGAGCGCGAGGACACCAGUGAGGAGGAAGAGGAGGAAGUAGACGAUGAGGAAAUUGAACGUCGCCGUAAUAUGAUGCGACAACGUGCUCAGGAACGCAAGAAUGAGGAGUUGGAAGUGAUGGAACUGGAAGAUGAGGGCCGUUCUGGGGAGGAGUCUGAAACUGAGUCUGAAUAUGAGGAGUAUACAGAUAGUGAAGAUGAAACUGAACCACGUCUUAAACCUGUCUUCAUUCGCAAAAAGGACCGAAUCACAGUCCAGGAGCGAGAAGCAGAGGCCCUGAAACAGAAGGAGCUGGAGCAAGAGGCCAAACGUAUGGCUGAAGAGAGGCGCAAGUACACCCUGAAGAUUGUAGAAGAAGAAGCCAAGAAGGAAUUGGAGGAGAACAGGCGUUCUUUGGCAGCCCUUGAAGCUUUGGAUACGGACGAUGAGAAUGAUGAGGAAGAGUAUGAAUCUUGGAAAGUGCGAGAAUUGAAACGAAUCAAGCGAGAUCGUGAGGAACGUGAGGCGAUAGAAAAGGAGAAAGCAGAGAUUGAACGGGUACGGAAUUUGACUGAGGAAGAACGCCGGGCUGAGCUCCGAGCCAACGGCAAGGUCAUCACCAACAAGGCCGUGAAGGGCAAAUACAAGUUCUUGCAGAAAUAUUAUCACCGUGGUGCUUUCUUCAUGGAUGAAGACGAGGAUGUGUACAAGAGGGACUUCAGUGCACCAACUCUAGAGGAUCACUUCAACAAGACAAUCUUACCUAAAGUCAUGCAGGUGAAGAACUUUGGACGUUCCGGACGGACUAAAUAUACCCACCUAGUGGACCAGGACACAACUUCCUUCGACUCUGCUUGGGGGCAGGAGAGUGCCCAGAAUACAAAGUUCUUCAAGCAGAAGGCAGCUGGCGUGCGGGAUGUCUUUGAGAGGCCUUCUGCUAAGAAGCGGAAAGUGACUUGAGUGGGAAGUAUCGUCUGAAUCCCUCUUUUAGCUCUGGCUUUUUGUACAACUACUUUUUAACUUGGGACCACAAAAUAUUUUCAUUGGUCUGAAUCAACUAAGCUGGUGCUGAUUCAGCUUAACAGACUCUCCUUUAGAUCUUUUGCAGUCCUGUAUUUAAUUUAGACGGACUAUAAAGACAACUGCUCUUUA
Molecule: messenger RNA, 1583 nt
Organism: Protobothrops mucrosquamatus (brown spotted pit viper)
Lineage: Eukaryota; Metazoa; Chordata; Lepidosauria; Squamata; Viperidae
Gene: MFAP1
Product: microfibril associated protein 1
Exons: 9
Coding region: 69-1391 (440 amino acids)
Biological process (GO): mRNA splicing, via spliceosome
Cellular component (GO): U2-type spliceosomal complex
Molecular function (GO): RNA binding
Source: RefSeq, a predicted model, not a curated record